AUGAACUUUCUAUUCAAAACCAAGAAGACCGUUUCGCGGGGUCUCGCUGCCAGUGGAGAUGGCGCUGUGUUUGUGGCCAAGGGUGCCGUCAACAAGACAAAAAAGGGCGCCAAGACUGUCACGCGGGGUAUCGCUGCCGGUGGAGACGGUGCCGUGAACGUGGCGAAAAAGGGCGCCGGUGUUUCGUUGCAUGUGGCCAAGAAAGGCGCCGGUGCUUCGUUGCAUGUGGCCAAGAAGGGCGCCAAGACCAUCUCCAAGGGCAAGAAUGCCGUGUCGGAGGGUCUGAGCGAGGACAACUUGGUCAACAUGGCGGACCACAUGCUCUUUGGCGUUGAAAAGUUGGAGAAUCUCGUGGUCGGAAGAACGUCUUCUCAUGGCAGUGCCACUCGUCGAGCUCGUGGUCGAGGCCGCGGCAGUGGCGGAAAAGGACGCAAGAACGAUCUUCGGGCGUCUCGUUCGGAGCAAAACCAAAUGAUGGUCUACUGUUCCGACAUGUACUCGGAGGACUUUGUCUUGGCCGAAGUGAAAAAGGCGGGCAAAAACAGUCUCGUGACGCAUUUGGUCUUGGAAGAUCUCAUUGCCCGUGAUCAGGAUUCCUUGACAGAUGCCGUCAAGGAAUUCCUCAUUGGUACGGUGCCGUGUGCCGACAAGAGGAUUAUCCGUCUGGACCGAGGCAGUGGAAUGGUACGACGACCAUGGGAAGGCAUUGUCUUUACCGAUUGCAUCAGCGAUGCUGAAGACUACAAGAAUUACCAGGAGAAGAAAAACAAGUUCUUGUCCGGUCUGAGUCGUCUGUUGACGGCGAAACAAAUGUCUGUGACAAUGCCCCUCCACUUUGUCGCCAAGUUGGAGAUUCAUUCCAUGUUGAAUGCGGUCAGCAUUGCCGAACUGUUGCAAGAAGUCGAGCGUGAUCGAUCCAUCAAAUUGGUACGCAUUCCAGGAUUCCAAGGAACCGACGAUGAAAUCGCGGCCGAGUUUGCGUCCUUUUUGGACACGGAUUCGAUGGAAUGGAAGGGUCCCCUCGUAGAGAUCCGUCUGCAAUAUGACAAGGAAGGCAUCACCAUGGAUGAGAUCUUGGCCAAAAAAUCAGGAAAGAAAGCAAAGGACACCAUCCGUGCGAUUAUGAAGGCAUUCGAGCAGGCAUGCUACGCGGACGAAUUGGGCUCGCUGGCGGAUGAGGAUGACGAAGGCUCGGUGGCUUCCCUCCCUCACAUGGAUGGAGCGGGUGUCAACAACAAGCGGUCAUCCAGAGAACGCAGCGGAAAGCGGUCCAACAGAGGCAUGCGCGAUGAAUCCACCACAGAACGAUCAUCCUUCUCGGAGUCCGACGGAGAAAAUGAUAUCAUCGAAGUGCGAAGGUUCGUUCUCCCUUAG
Seminavis robusta is the source of this 1374-nucleotide messenger RNA. The record is from the annotation of a GenBank genome assembly. Lineage: Eukaryota; Bacillariophyta; Bacillariophyceae; Naviculales; Naviculaceae.